Molecule: messenger RNA, 279 nt
Organism: Penicillium maclennaniae
Lineage: Eukaryota; Fungi; Ascomycota; Eurotiomycetes; Eurotiales; Aspergillaceae
Product: Aldo/keto reductase
Exons: 1
Coding region: 1-279 (92 amino acids)
Cellular component (GO): cytoplasm
Source: RefSeq, a predicted model, not a curated record
AUGGCUGUUGUGGAUAAGUUUACUGAGAUGGCUCGGGCAAAAGGUAUCACGAUGCCUCAGCUGGCGCUUGCCUGGUUGCUGGCGCAGGGCGAUGAUAUUUUCCCUAUUCCGGGGUCUUCGAAAGUUCAGCGACUGGAAGAGAACUUGGACAGCAUUUUUGUCUCUCUGUCAGAUGGGGAGGAGAAGAUUCUUCGUGAAUACGCAGACGGUAUUGUUGGUGAUCGAGUCCAAAGUAAGAUGGGGUACGCUUUUGGAGACACCCCUGCACGGGAGGAGUAG